Messenger RNA from Engraulis encrasicolus (European anchovy), 1326 nucleotides. RefSeq lists its product as uncharacterized. The record is from RefSeq and is a predicted model, not a curated record. The transcript is spliced from 5 exons. Lineage: Eukaryota; Metazoa; Chordata; Actinopteri; Clupeiformes; Engraulidae. The coding region runs from base 1 to 1326 and encodes 441 amino acids.
AUGGAUCAGCUACACUCAGAUGUGGUUGCCGAAAGCCUGGCAGCCGAGGGUGAGAAUGCGGCAGCCGAAUGUAUGGAGAAUAUACUGAGAAUUUUGGACCAGCAAGACGCAGAUAUGGCCACAGAGAAUCUGGCCGCGGACAGUGUGGACGAUGUGCAGAAAAGUUUGCAUGGACCAUCUACAAGCUCCACAUUGGAGUACCAGCAACGCACAGAUGAGGAUACAAAGAAUGCGGCUGCUGAAUGUAUGGAGGAUAUACUGAGAUUUUUUGCUGCUGAAUGUAUGGAGGAUAUACUGAGAUAUUUUGAUGAGCGAGACGCAGAUAAGGGUCCCAAGGGAAUUUUGCGCAUGUCACGGAUUGUCACAAAUCAUAAGAAGUCUGCGAGGUUUGACAUGAAGAAUCUGACGAAGACCAGGAUUUUUAGAAAGGAGUGGUACGAGGACUUGGAGCCAGAUUAUUCCCAUCAGUUUUAUGGAAGAUGGUUUCGCAAGAAGCGUCGGCUGGUGAAGUGGGACUCUGAGAAUCUGGUGACGACUAAGCUGUUCACAGAGGACAGUGAUGAGGAGGACAGUGAGGAGGAGGACAGUGGGGAGUUCUUCAUCUCAAAGGCCGUGGUACAUGAUGCUCCUCAGCUGGAGACCAAAAAGGAAAAGUUUUCUAAAAGGUGGUUUCGCAAGAAGCCUCGGCUGGUGAAGUGGGACUCAGAGAAUCUGGUUCACUCUAAGAAGCUGUUCACAGAGGACAGCGAGGAGGAGGACAGCGAGGAGGAGGACAUCUCAGAGGCUGUGGUACAUGAUGCUCCUCAGCUGGAGACCAAAAAGGAAAAGUUUUCUAAAAGGUGGUUUCGCAAGAAGCCUCGGCUGGUGAAGUGGGACUCAGAGAAUCUGGUUCACUCUAAGAAGCUGUUCACAGAGGACAGCGAGGAGGAGGACAGCGAGGAGGUGGACAUCUCAGAGGCUGUGGUACAAGAUGCUCCUCGGCUGGAGACCACUGAAGGAUGUGCCAGCGAUGGCAUCCAGACAGGAAGUGACAUCAUCAGCGCCUCUGAUGUCAUGGAGAGUGCUGCCUUCGGCCAAGAUGCUGCUCUGCCGGAGACCGCUGCUGCGGGAUGUUCCAGCGAGUUUGACCAGAAGAAGCCAAAGAAAGCCAAGGGCAAGUUUUGGAAAAGGUCCAAGAAGGAGAAGAGGAAGGAGACCAAGAAAGAGGAGGAGGAAAGUGAGAAGAUUGAGAUCGGUGUUGAAGAGAACACCAGGAGACAGCGACGCCGGCGCUGGUACCACUUCCUCACCCUGGGCUGCGGCGCCUCUUCAGCCAUCGCAGACUAA